CAAAACCCUAAAUCGCAAACCUCCUGCUGCAUCAGCCACAUUCGCCAGCAGCCGAAACUCUCCUGCGAAUUAGUGUUUUCUCUUUGGUGGCGUUUCGCAAUCGAGAAUAUGGCAGACGUGGAGGCUGAUGUAGCGGCUGCGGGGGUGCCGAAGAAGAGGACGUUCAAGAAGUUCAGCUUCAGAGGCGUCGAUUUGGAUGCGCUUCUCGACAUGUCCACCGACGACCUCGUCAAGCUCUUCCCUGCCAGAGCCCGCAGAAGGUUCCAAAGAGGUUUGAAGCGAAAGCCCAUGGCUUUGAUCAAGAAAUUGCGCAAAGCUAAAAGGGAGGCGCCCCCUGGUGAGAAGCCUGAGCCGGUGAGAACCCACCUUAGAAAUAUGAUCAUUGUACCUGAGAUGAUUGGCAGCGUAAUUGGAGUUUACAAUGGCAAGACCUUCAAUCAGGUUGAGAUCAAACCUGAAAUGAUUAGCCAUUAUCUUGCUGAAUUCUCAAUCAGUUACAAGCCCGUCAAGCACGGUAGGCCUGGUAUUGGUGCAACCCACUCCUCCAGGUUCAUUCCCCUUAAGUGAAGUUCUUGGAUGUACUUCUGUCAUUCUAGUCCUUGUCCCAUUGUAGAAUCAGAUAUUAAGGCCUUUGGAAUAUUGGUUUGGAUUUGUCCUCUUGCUUUUGUUGUGUUUUAGUUUAUGAACCUUUCCUGUGAACGGGAGUAGUUUCUUUUAACUGCUUCUGUAGGAUUUAUUAAGAAAAAAUGUUGUGCUUUCUGGAUAGGUUUAAUAAAACCUUUGAUGGUUAUCGUGUC
Corylus avellana is the source of this 797-nucleotide messenger RNA. RefSeq names its product small ribosomal subunit protein uS19x. The record is from RefSeq and is a predicted model, not a curated record. Gene Ontology annotation, molecular function: structural constituent of ribosome; RNA binding. Lineage: Eukaryota; Viridiplantae; Streptophyta; Magnoliopsida; Fagales; Betulaceae. Gene Ontology annotation, biological process: ribosomal small subunit assembly; translation. Gene Ontology annotation, cellular component: ribosome; cytosolic small ribosomal subunit.